This is a messenger RNA of Zychaea mexicana, 1086 nucleotides long. RefSeq names its product Pkinase-domain-containing protein. The coding region runs from base 1 to 1086 and encodes 361 amino acids. NCBI's taxonomy places the organism in Eukaryota, Fungi, Mucoromycota, Mucoromycetes, Mucorales, Lichtheimiaceae. The record is from RefSeq and is a predicted model, not a curated record. Gene Ontology annotation, cellular component: cyclin/CDK positive transcription elongation factor complex; nucleus. Gene Ontology annotation, molecular function: cyclin-dependent protein serine/threonine kinase activity; cyclin binding; ATP binding. Gene Ontology annotation, biological process: protein phosphorylation; positive regulation of transcription elongation by RNA polymerase II; transcription elongation by RNA polymerase II. The transcript is spliced from 8 exons.
AUGGGUGGUGUGCCUGAUUCGGUGUUGGACGAUGUUGGCUAUCCUUCUCGGACAGAGGAUGAUCCAGCUUCGUUAUUUGAGAAGAUCGGCCAAGUUGGAGAAGGAAACUAUGGCAAGGUGUAUAAAGCAAGAAACUGUAAAACUGGUAACCUGAUGGCAUUGAAGCGUAUAAGGAUGAAGGGUGAUAAAGACGGAUUCCCGAUAACGGCUAUGCGUGAGAUUAAGUUGCUACAAAGACUCAAGCAUGAGCGGAUUGUCGAACUGCAACAAAUCAUGGUUGCACGGGGUUCGGUUUAUAUGGUCAUGGAAUAUAUGGAUCACGAUCUAUCUGGUAUAUUAAGUCAUCCUAAUUUCAAUUUUGAACCGGCACAUGCGAAAUUCUUGGUGAGGCAGAUGUUGGAAGGCCUUGCCUAUUUGCAUCAAAUGGGUAUCUUACAUCGAGACAUCAAAGGCUCGAACUUGUUGGUCAACAACAAAGGAGAGCUAAAGAUUGCUGAUUUUGGACUUGCUCGAGCAUUUCAAAAGAAUUCAUCCAAUGAUUAUACCAACCGUGUGAUAACAUUAUGGUAUCGACCCCCUGAACUACUACUCGGUGCUACAGCAUAUGGACCUGCUGUUGAUAUCUGGAGCGUUGGAUGCAUUAUGGUUGAAUUUUUUGCACGCAAGCCUGCUUUUAAUGGAAGCGACGAAAUUACACAGCUGGACUUGAUAUAUCGAACCAUGGGCACGCCGACUUUGGAAUCAUGGCCAACAAUAAAUCAGCUUCCGUGGUACGAGCUGGUCCGACCAAGAGAACAAUACCCCAAUAGAUUCAAGGAACUGUAUGAAAGCAUGCUCUCGCCAGGAGCUUUGGAAUUAUUAGAAGCCAUGUUAUCCAUGGAUCCACAAAAACGACCUACUGCAACAAAGGCAUUGGAAUUCAAAUAUUUCACACAAGAAGAGCCGGAAGCUGUUGCUCCAGAAAACUUAUUGGAUAUCCAUGGUGACUGGCAUGAGUUUGAAUCCAAGCAACGGAAACGGGCAUCAAAAGGUGCACCCGAGGUCCCCAUGGCAACGUCUCGUAGCAGCACCCUUAAAAAAACUUGA